CCAAUUAAAUACUCCGUAGAAAGUUUAGACGAUCGAAGGGGAAGAGAUAUAUAUACACACAAAUAGAGAGAGAGAAAGGAAGAGAGAGAGAGAGAGAGAGAGGAUGGCUUCGUCGUCGAGCAGCGGACUGACAUUCAAGCUCCACCCACUGGUCAUAGUGAACAUAUCCGAUCACUACACGAGGGUCAAGUCCCAGUCCCAACCGCCUCACGCCGCCCCUGACGGCGGCGAAGAAACAACGCCGCCUCCACCUCCGCCUAGGGUCUUCGGUUGCGUAAUCGGCGUCCAGAGGGGACGCAUGGUCGAGAUCUUCAACAGCUUUGAGCUUCUCUACGAUCCCUCCACCCAUUCUCUCGACCGAACCUUCCUCUUGAAGAAGCAAGAACUCUAUAAGAAAGUCUUUCCCCAGUUUUAUAUACUUGGGUGGUAUUCUACUGGGAGUGAUGCUCAAGAAUCAGAUAUGCACAUUCACAAAGCUUUGAUGGAUAUUAAUGAAAGUCCUGUCUAUCUUCUCCUCAAUCCUUCUAUCAAUCAUGCACAGAAGGAUCUCCCAUUGACCAUCUAUGAAAGUGAGUUGCACGUCAUCGAUGGGAUUCCACAGCUUAUUUUUGUGCAGUCAAGCUACACUAUUGAGACAGUAGAAGCAGAACGGAUCUCAGUUGACCAUGUUGCACAUCUGAAACCAUCUGAUGGGGGUUCUGCUGCAACUCAAUUGGCUGCUCACCUUACGGGCAUACAUAGUGCCAUAAAGAUGCUGAACAGCAGAAUCAGAGUGCUUCACCACUAUCUUCUUGCCAUGCAGAAAGGUGAUAUUCCUUGUGAGAAUUCGUUGCUUAGACAAGUGUCAAGUCUCUUAAGGAGAUUACCAGCCAUUGAAUCAGAAAAAUUCCAAGAUGAUUUCCUGAUGGAAUACAAUGACACAUUACUAGUUAGUUACUUGGCGAUGUUCACCAGUUGCUCAAGUACAAUGAAUGAGCUGGUCGGUAAAUUCAACACGGCAUAUGACAGGCAAGUUCGAAGGGGAGGGCGAACUGCUUUUAUCUGAAAGCUGCUCAUCUUACUUGUCACGAUCCUGCAUACUAGAGAUAAUUAUUUAGUGGCUGCAGCUCUCAUUUUUGUGUGCCUAGUACGCAGGAGUUCUGAAAUUAUACUACCUUGGAUGGUAGACAAGUCAUGACAUAGUAGUUUUGUUUUCUCCGUCCCUUUAUAUUUCUUUCUUUUUCGAAGUUGGAAAAUUCUGUGGAUUGUGGUUUUCUUGCUUCUCUUUUUGUUUUUUUGGCACUUUCACAAUUCAAUUUGCUGAUUAUAUUAAAUUUAAUCUAUAGAAAGCUUAAGAUGUUUCUGCUGUUGUGCCUGAAA
Messenger RNA from Cornus florida, 1359 nucleotides. RefSeq names its product COP9 signalosome complex subunit 6a-like. The transcript is spliced from 9 exons. Bases 104 to 1045 code for a protein of 313 amino acids. Lineage: Eukaryota; Viridiplantae; Streptophyta; Magnoliopsida; Cornales; Cornaceae. Gene Ontology annotation, biological process: protein deneddylation. Gene Ontology annotation, molecular function: metallopeptidase activity; protein binding. Gene Ontology annotation, cellular component: COP9 signalosome. The record is from RefSeq and is a predicted model, not a curated record.